UGGCCACCCCCAGCCCUGCCCCUCGCUAUGGGGGUGCGGGGGGCAGCCAAAGAGCCCCCGUUCAGCACUCGAGAGCAGCAGCAGCAGCAUGGAUCGCGCGGCGUGGCUCUGUGCUGUCCUCACCGCGGCUGGACUGGUGAUCCUCGGCACAGGUCCCUGCGAGGUGAAGAGCGCCUCUGUGUCGCCCGGACGUCAAGCCGACGCCGCCGCCCCGUCUGCACGCGGAGUGUUCGUGCGAGGGGACCAGGCCGCGGGGUUCCUGCACAAGGCCGGCAGGGCCAGACGCUCACCACAGUCACGCGCCGAGCAGCUCAUGGAGUCGCGCGUGACGCUCGCCGCGGACCGCAGGCGCAGCGAGCACCGCGAGGAGCAGCUCACUCGCUGGGAGAACUGGGUCGAGGAGGAGAAGACAGAGUCCUACGAACGCCACCGUGAGUCUCGCGAGCAGUGGCGUGAGUGGCACUACGACGGGGUCUACCCGCCCUACCAGUAACACCAAGACGUUGCCCUACUCGGAGGCAGUGCAGCAAGCGGGACCCCAUCUGGUACCACCUCCAACGAAGACGGGUAGUGGUGGCCAGGAGAGAUGUGGCAUGUUAGAAUGUCAAGCCCAUCGUCAUCGCCAUCAUUAACUCUCGCUGCCGUGUCUGUCUGCUGGCCGAGUCACCGUUAAAAAAAAGAGCUGUAAAGCUCAAAGGGUUAUUUACGCAGAUACUAAACUUCUGAUAAUGAUUCUGAUCAUCAGCCAUGGUCUAUCCACUCCCGGAUGAAAGAUUGCCCAAGCUGUUGCCAUUUCUUUGAUCAGUGCUGUGAUGCGGCAAUCCGUUUAGCAUUCGAACACAAGCCAGGAUGACAACAUUCGAACACAAGCCAACUCCACUGCUCCACCUCGGUGGUGGAAGUCCUCUCGGAUGCAUUCCCUCGUCUGGCUGCCACCCCAUCGUUGGUCUUGACCACCAUUAUCUACCCGUGUCGCGAUUUGCCCUCUCCAAGACCACUUACAAUUCUUAACAGUCAAUACGAAGUUAGCCCAAACGUGCUCCGUAUCCUGUGUCAACAAUGGAACCGGCGAUCAUGAAGGUCGUAGAGAGGCCUUAGAGGACAUGCGUAAAAAGGUUAUUUUGGCUAACUAUAGGCUUACCACGAAACCAGCUGGCAUUAAGAUGUUACCCUUGCUCAAAGCAGGAUGAUGUUACCAUUCACCUGUUACGCUUGCUUACCCAGGAAAGUCACACCGAGGUCUCACGACUAUUGCUUUCAGGAGGGCCCUGCCAGGUUUUGGCAGUAGGGAGGGGGGGGUGAUGCCACUCGUCAUCCCAAUUGAGUACUGCAAUUUGCGGAUAAUUAUUCAAAUUUGGACCGUGACACUGGCACGCAACGGCCAACUCUUUCGAAUGACGUCACGGGAUCUUUAACGUCCACUGUCAGGCACACGCAGCGUGACACCCGCAGUAUUAAUCAGCGUGACCGCUGGAUUCACUUUUCUCAAAUAAUUCCCCCAGUGGGUAAUCAAACGAAAUCGAUUGCAUGUAUAGAGUAUAUUCAUCAUAUUUGUGGAGAACUAUAUGUAAUAUAAAGCCAGCAUUGGCAUGAUCAAGUAAUUGCAGGGCUGCACCUUUAUAUAUUAAAUAGAAGUUAUGGGGACAUUGAAUUCAUGACUGCAUGGAGCAUCGUGUCAUGGUUUAAAACACAUCUGAAAUGUUGAUGCAUUUUAUAUAUUAUAUUAAGUAAACAGCUUUUGUGUACGUUGUACUAUCAUAUGCAAUACGAUAUAUAUGAAACUUGCUCAUUUAUGCAGUGUUAUAAACUCAUAUGCAAUAAAAUCAUAGUUGUUUUGAUUCUUUAAA
Molecule: messenger RNA, 1847 nt
Organism: Lethenteron reissneri (Far Eastern brook lamprey)
Lineage: Eukaryota; Metazoa; Chordata; Hyperoartia; Petromyzontiformes; Petromyzontidae
Product: unique cartilage matrix-associated protein-like
Biological process (GO): regulation of osteoblast differentiation; embryonic skeletal system development
Cellular component (GO): extracellular matrix
Source: RefSeq, a predicted model, not a curated record